Molecule: messenger RNA, 3080 nt
Organism: Zingiber officinale
Lineage: Eukaryota; Viridiplantae; Streptophyta; Magnoliopsida; Zingiberales; Zingiberaceae
Exons: 9
Coding region: 175-2709 (844 amino acids)
Biological process (GO): cellular response to UV-B
Cellular component (GO): Cul4-RING E3 ubiquitin ligase complex
Molecular function (GO): protein binding
Source: RefSeq, a predicted model, not a curated record
UCAACGCUAGACACCGGCACGACAAAAGCAUGCGGAGUGCGGAAGCGAGCAGCAGACCUUGAUGGUAGCUGAUGUGGAUCUUCUUCUUAUCCUUUCCGUCUCCCCCUUCAAUUAUUUUGCUCCCAAUCUAUCAAAACUUUCUCAAGCAAGAAACAGAAAAGAUAAGGGAUCGCCAUGACCUCUCCGCUCUCUCAGCUCGAAGCAAGGUAUCUUAAUGCGUGCCAGAACCAGAAGGUUAUUCCAAAUUCUUCGAUGGUGUUGAGUUUAGCAGAGGCAAGAUAUAAAAAAGCACGCUUUGGUAAAUGCAUUUUGGAAAUCUAUAUUGACCACUUGGAUUCUCUGGAUAUUCCCCCGCUUUUAGAUACAUUAUCUGGAAGUUUAUCUGGCAUUGACAUGGUUAAUAUAAGACAAAAAUCAUCUAAUGCUUCAUUGGAUGGGGAAAAUCUUCUACUUUUAUUCCAAGCUGUCAACCAAAAGCUUCGAAUUGUUGAUCUCAUCAAUUCUUCAUCAUGGAAAGAUGUUCUCCGCGAUAUUUGCCAAAGAGGUAUGGCAUGCCAGAUUUUGAACCUUCGGUUCUCGCCUAUUAGGAAGCUCAACAUGACUGGGAAGUUCAUGGAGUUACAAACACUUAAUUUGGAUUCCAGUGUUCAUUUGACCAGCUUCCAUAUUGAUUGUUUUAGUUGUAUGCCAAAGCUAAUGAGGCUAUCAAUGUGUGAAACAAGAGUUGCCAACCUUUGGAUGACUACUGCCGCACUGUCAAAUCUUCAUUCCUUGUCAGAACUCCGCUUCCAGAAUUGUUCAUGCUGUUAUGAUACUGGGCCAUGCCCGACUUUUGGUGGUGUGUUUGGAAUGGUGAAUGAUAAUAAGCACUCUAAUAAGCAGCAAACAUCUUCCUACUUUGGAGCACAGUGUAUUAGUACGGAAAACAAUUUAAAACCGACUAUUGUACAAUCUGUAGAUAAUUCUCUCAACAGCCUUUUUUCUAAGAAUUGCUUGUUAUCAAGUAAUGAAUUACUUGAAAGCACUACUGAGGAAUCAACAGAUGAAAGUGAUCCAGAAUUUUCUGAUACCUUUACUGAGUUCUGUAGGCAAAACAAUCCAGACUCUGUACUUAGCCCAUCUAAACAUUCUGCACCAUCUUCUACACAUUCUUCAGUAUCAAGUACUGCCCCAUUUUUAGUGGAUACAAUGCAUUUAGGUAGAAGAUUGGAUAAUAGUAACUCUUUUACUGGCUAUGCAACCCGUGGAGAAACUUGUCAUAAGAAUGAUUCCUCCAUGAGUGAAGUGACUGAUAGUGUGAAUUUUGGCAAAACUACAGGGAACUCACUGGAAAAUCAUAUUUCCUCGCAUCCUUCACCAAUUUGUUUUGAGAGAUACUACAGAGAAUAUAUUGUUACAUCAUUUCCACAUUUAAAAGUCUUAGAUAAUAUACCUAUCGGAUUUGUGGAGAGAGAGCAAGCUAAAAUAAUUUUUAUGAGAUAUUUUGAGAGUGCACCUUAUAACAGACGGAGAAAUGAUAGCAUUGUCAGUAUUCUACAUAGGCGUGAGGCCAACAGAGCUAUUUUUUCUCAAACAUUUUCAAAGGUCAAGCAGUCAUUUUGCAGAGAAAGCAAUCACUCCUUUCUCAGGUCACUUUCUGCUGCUAAAGCAGGCUCAUCUACACAAACUUUACAUUCAAUUUCCAAGAUUACUAGUGGUCCAAAUGAAGAGUCAAAGAGUUUCCGUCCAAGACAAUUUGAAUAUCAUCCUACAGACCCAAGGCUUAUGGCCUUUGGAACAUUAGAUGGGGAGCUCAUUGUUAUCAAUCAUGAAAGUGAAAAACUUGUUGGUUAUCUCCCAUCAGUCGGAACACUAAAUAGUAUUUUAGCUCUUUGCUGGCUUAAGAAGCAUCCAGCCAUGAUUCUUGCUGGCUCAGAUAAUGGUUCCUUGCAAUUAAAUGACGUUUGUAAAAUGCCAUCAAAGGUUACUGAUCAAUAUCACAGUCAGAAUGCUUCUAUACGUACAUUUCAUGAAUUUCAACAGUUAACAUCAGUCCAUGUAAAUUCAACUGACGACUACUUUCUUGCAAGUGGAUACUCGAACCAUGUAGCUCUCUAUGAUAUGGGCAGUGGAAGACGUCUUCAAAUUUUUAAAGACCUUCAUAAGGAACAUAUAAAUGUGGUCAAAUUUGCUCAUCAUUCACCAAGUUUAUUUGCUACUGCAUCCUUUGAUAAAGAGAUUAAAAUGUGGGACUUAAGGCUAGGCACUUCACAGCCUUGUUAUACAGCAUCUAGCUCUAGAGGAAAUGUGAUGCUGUGCUUUUCUCCUGAUGAUUACUAUUUACUCACAUCUUCUGUGGACAACGAGGUUAGGCAAUUACUGGCUGUUGAUGGAAGACUCCAUACUUCAUUUGACAUUCCUUUUACCGGAAACUCACAAAAUUACACUCGAUCUUACUAUAUAAAUGGGCGAGAUUACAUAAUCUCAGGAAGUUGCGAAGAACAUGUAGUGCGAAUAUGUUGUGCUCGAACUGGAAGGAGGCUGCGGGAUGUUUAUCUUGAGGGCCGUGGUUCAAGAAAUUCAAUGUACAUUCAGUCUUUAAGGGGCGAUCCAUUUAGGGACUUCCACAUGAGUAUCUUAGCUGCAUAUUGGCGUCCUUCGAAAUUUGAGAUUAUAAAGGUAAACCUGCUACAAUCUGAAGAGUGCCCUAGAGAAAGCACAUCCGUUUAAAAUUCAAUUGCACUGUCUGGAAUCGGGUUCGACUACUUAGAUAAUGUGAGCUUCCUUGCUUCAAGAAGUUAGAUUUGUCAAGCAAAAGGAAGGUGAUUGUAAAAAACAGUAGUGGCAGAAACUGGUCUAUUUCGAAGCUUUAUUCGACGCCCAAUGAUUGCAUGGAUAGCAGCUGUUGCUUGAAUGUGUCUUGAAUGCAUCCAAGUAAUUUACACAUCUAUUUAUAAUUGGUUAGCAAUGUGCUUGUAUGAUUUUGUUCGCAAUGUAUUUGUUGAUAAUAUGCUGUCUUGAAUAUUGUUUGUAUCGAUAGCUUGUAUAUAUCAGUUAUUUAUGUGGACAAUGUUAGAAUUUUUUCUAUUAGCCUUUCCUCA